Ictalurus punctatus (channel catfish) is the source of this 4499-nucleotide messenger RNA. RefSeq lists its product as uncharacterized. The transcript has 4 exons. Gene Ontology annotation, molecular function: nucleotide binding; DNA binding; DNA-directed DNA polymerase activity. Lineage: Eukaryota; Metazoa; Chordata; Actinopteri; Siluriformes; Ictaluridae. The coding region runs from base 1512 to 4499 and encodes 995 amino acids. The record is from RefSeq and is a predicted model, not a curated record. Gene Ontology annotation, biological process: DNA replication.
UAGAAUAUGAAGCUCUCUGUGGUAGGUCAUAAGAAUAUAUAUAGUUUUGUUAAAUCUGGUUCACAUCCAAAUCGUGACCAUACCUGGUACGGCCAUGUGUAUCCCACAUCCAAACAAAAAUAUCACACACACACACCCACACACACACACACACACACACCCACACACCCACACACACACACACACACACACACACACACACACACACAAACACACACGUGCAUGUACAGACAAACGCAUGCAUACGAACCUGCUUAUAAAAGUCGAGCAUCCCUCUAGGCUUUAUAAUACUCUGUACUUAGAACAACGUGUGCGAUCUUACAACAUGGCUGAUGUUUGUCCUAACGCGCCGAAAAAAGCUCACCCUUUUUUGGGAAGAAUAGAAAAAAUGUUAGAACAUGAAAAGAUUCAAUAUUGGGUAAUGUCAAACGGAUGUACAGCCGGGUUUUUUUUCGAUGCAGAAAAAGGAACCGUUUUGCUUUUCAAGUUCUCGGUCCCGGGAACACACGAUCUUUUCCUUUCACGUAGAAUAUGAAGCACUCCGAGUCAGGCCUAGGUCAAAAGGUCAACAACGUAAAACCCCCGUUCUGAUGCAUUCCCGAGCACAAACACACCCCCACACACACACACACACACACACACACACACACUCGAAUGCAUAUGAACCUGUUUAUAAAGUCGAGCACUUCAAAAGUUUUAACAUCGGAAAAGGUUCGACCGAAUUUCCAGAGUCAGUUCUUCACUACUUCGAAAGUUUGAACAUCGGCAAAGUUCAACAGAAUUUCCAGACCCCAUGGAUUUCUUGGCAGGUAAAAAUUUGUAUUUUAUUCAAUUAAUAGUUAAAUAUAAAUUGAAAUACAAUGUUUAUGUAAUUAUCCAGUAGGCAAUGAUAUUGAUAUAAACUUAGAACUAAUCAUUCUGAGUACAAAAAUCAUCAUACUUAUCUGGUCAUUAUGUAAUCUGGUACGAUACUUUAUCUAAAUUGUAAAUAUUCAUUACAUUUAUAUUACAGUGCAAGACCGAGUUAAGCUCAUCUGAUUCUAGUGUAUAGGUAAUUAAAAUUUGUCUCUUAGAUCUAUGUAGUGAUCUAAAAUGAGAAUGUUAAGUUAUUAAAAGUAUGUUUUACUGUUUUAUAGACAGCUUGGUGAUUAUUUCUGAUGAGAUUCCCGAAACAACCACUCAGGACCUUUUGAAUCUGAGUUCCACACAAUUUGAGGGAAACGUGUCUAACAGUGAUUACGACGGAGAUAUUUCAGAUACGAGUGCUACAAUAGAAGACCAAGAGGAAAUCAUCUCGGAAACCGACAUUCAACAAGACAUCGAACUUCAACAGAUCUGCGCAGUGUGGCGUGAAUUCUUCGAAGCAAAGACUGAUUUAUUGGAAAACUUUGGACAGAUUGAUUAUACACUUGAAUCUGGUCGAGGUACAGAUUUUAUCCCUUUACUGUACAGCACGCUUGAAAAUGUGAAUAGAUGUCUCUCAGUGAGCAUAAAGUUGAUUAGAAAAUUGUAUGAUAGAUAUGGCGCAGAAACGACUGAAAUGCAGUUCGGAUAUGGAGAUUAAAAAAAAGAGAACCGAAAAAUCUCCAUUAUCGCAUGAUUUCUUUUAUGACGGAAACCAGAGUUUUUCAAAUGAUUCGCACACACCCCUGAACCCAUAUUUAACUGAAGCGAUCAACAGGCUGAACGAAAGUUUAAUAACGUCACACCAAGUCGUUAGUGAGAGACCUAAUCAGAAUCCAAAUCACGUCGUAUCAAACACAACGGUAACGCCGAAUGAUAUAUUUUCUGAAUUAAAUCAAUGUCUGUUAGAGUUACAUAAUAACCUAAAUGAACACGGUCAUUCAGUACAAAUAAACCCUGAUCUAAUCGAUGCAGUCAAUCAGUUGAAUGAAAAUUUAAGAUCGUCAGAACAGAACAAUACUCAAAAUGAAAACCCCAGACGAAUUUCCAGUCAAACUGUAUCAAGUACGCCGGUCACGUCGCACGACAUAUUUUUCGAAUUAAAUCAAUGUCUGUUAGAGUUACAAAAUAACCUAAUCGAACAAAGAGAAUCUUUGCAGAUAAAUCCAUGUUUAAUAGACGUGGUGAAUCAAAUCAAUGAAAAUAUGUCAUUACCUCCCGUUCAGAAUAUCGUCUCGACUCCAGAAAACGCUCAGGAACCUAGUCCGUUAUCUUCUCAUGAUACGUUACACGAACUUAAUCAAAGUAUUAUGAGGAUAAAUGACAGUCUUGUUAACUUAAUCGAAAACCCUGACAAUAUUGCACAAAAUUCGGAAAACGAUAAUGAACGCAACCGCCCAAUGGAAAACAUACACUCACCUAAUACCCAAGAUUCUCAAAUGGAAAACACACAUUCGCCAGAUACCCAAGAUUCUCAAAUGGAAAACUCGCCCGAUAUCCAAGUAGAGCAAGAGGGUGAUGGAUUAGAUCCUAAUAUUAGAAUAAUUAAUCGGGAAAGAUUCAACAACACUGAGAUUAGGAGAAGAGUGAAUUUUUCUUCUAUCGCGAACGUUGACAGCUUUGCAGAUUUUUAUAAUUAUGUUUUAGAGAUUUUAAACAGCGCGAUUGAAAUCGCUAACAAUUUAAUUUCUGCCAAGGAUGUAGUCACCGUUGAAAUUAGAGGUGAUACGGUCAAUGUUUCAUCACGCGUUCAAAUAGACAAUGGUGUCAUCGAUUUAGGUUCUUUUCUGACCAUGCUCCAAAAUGCAAUUCAGAGUAAACGUGAAAUUUUUACCGAUAAUACCCUUGAAAUAGUCGUCCAAAUCGUCCGACCACUUCGGGGUGGUGGAAAUAGAAGGAAAAUAGGCCAUAUAUUCAAAUCAGAAACCCUGCAGAAGAAAAUGCAGCAUCUAUACAUUUUUCACAACAGAGACAACAUGUGCUUCGCCUUGUGUGUUAGCCAACUUUUGAAUCGUGAAAAAAAUGAUUUUGAAACCGAACAAAUCGCUAGAAAAUUACAACACGAUGUGGGAUUAUCCGUAAACAACGCGGUCAGCUUCGCUGACGUACCGAGAUUUGAGAGACAUUUGAAUUGCAAAAUCGUAAUCGUAUACUGUUCUGCUAGCAAAGCCGGAUACUCUUUCUUUCAAACUAGCAAGACUCCCCACGAAAAAACCAUUUACUUGUUUUUACAUGACAACCACUAUUAUGGGGUUAAAAGUAUCACCGGACUUUUAGGAACGAGUCAUGUUUGUCAUUUCUGCCAUUCGGGGUUUGACGUUUUAUGGAAUCAUAAAUGCUCUUAUAGCUGCAACGUUUGUCACGACCCCGAUUGUUACAAACACCCUAAGAAUGUUACUAAAUGUCCAGAGUGUCAGAGACUGUGUAGCUCCCAAUACUGUUUCGAGAGGCAUAAAGCAAAGAUUCAAUCGCACAAAGGCGAAUAUUCUAUGUGUGAAACGGGGUUCUACUGUGGUAAAUGUAAACGUGUGAUAAGGGAUAAUCCUUCUAAUCGUGAGAAUCACGUAUGUGCCCAUUCGAAAUGCAUACUCUGUGGCCAAAAACUCGAUGAGGAUAUCGAGCAUAGAUGUUUUAUACAGAGGGCCAGGAAAGAAAGCGAAAAUACGGAUUAUGUGUUUUACGAUUUCGAAACUAGGCAGGAAACAGGAACACAUGUAGCUAAUUUCAUAUGCUGUAUUGAUUUUAAGGGAGAGGAGUGGGUGGCUGAAGGGGAUGAUUGCGUCAGUGCCUUCUUUAAAAAGUUUCGGUGUAAUGCAUACCACGGAUACAAGUUUAUAGCCCAUAACGCUAGAGGGUUCGAUUCAUACCUUUUGUUAAACCAUUUAGUGAAAGAAGGAAUCACACCCGAAAUCAUAGCACAAGGCGGUAAAAUUUUGUGUUUCAUCGAUACCGCGUUUCGUCAGUCCUACAUUGAUAGUCUAUCGUUCUUACCCAUGAAAUUGAGUAGCAUCCCAAAAGCCAUGGGUUUUUCGGAAAGCAAGAAAGGCUAUUUUCCCCAUUUCUGGAACACCGUAGAACAUCAGGAUUACGUAGGGCCGUAUCCUGACCCUAAGUUUUACGGUGUAGAUGGCAUGAUGCCUAAGGAUAGAGAAGAAUUCUUUAAGUGGUACAGAACGGUUUCUGACAAAGUGUUUGAUUUCAAGAAAGAGAUGGCGGAAUACUGUGUGAACGAUGUAGAAAUUUUGAGAAAGGGUUGUAUAGCUUUCAGACAAGAAAUUCUGGAUAGUACAAAGGUCGAUCCUUUUAAAUGCAUAACGAUCGCGUCUGUGUGCAUGAAAAUCUUUAGAACCAACUUCCUGCGUAAAGACACUUUAGCUAUUCCGCCUCUUGAUAAUUACAUCACCACUCAGAAAUCUUUCUCAACACCAUCCAUACAAUGGCUCGAAUAUGUUUCAAAAACGCAAAACCUACCCAUUCGCCACGCGUUGAACGAAGGUGAAGUCAAGUUCGUGUUUUCCCUCAAUGACCCCGCAUCCUCUUACCAAAUCAAACACAACCUUCGGAGAUAUCCGUCAAAAAUCGAUGGAGAGAAUUAA